GAAAGUUUAAAAGUAAAAUGAGGAGAAAGGUCGCUGAUCGUAAGAAUUCUAGCCGCGGCUUUCCUCCACAGUGAGCCGGUGCGAGUAAAACGGAGUCCAGUGGAUGAGGCCGAUUUCUUGCCAAACUUCGUGAACGAUCGACUAUAGCUGUGUCCCCGUAAGAAGCUAUGGUUAAGAAUCGAUAGUGCGAUAUUCGAAUAAUCGCAUCGAUACGAUAUUCGAUAUUCUGUAGUGGGAGAUUCAAAAUGGCGGUCAUGCAUGCAUUUUCUAAACGUAAAGCGGGAAAGGUGUGGCUUAUUUUAGCUCUGAAAACUCGUAACAAUGACUUUUUAUGUUUCAAUAUGUUUUUUAUCAAUGUUUGACUGUAACUGAAAAUAAUUUGUAAGUUAAAAAUACAUAUUUCAAUUAAUAACAACUUUUAUCUCGACGCGUCCCGUUUUAAAGGAAUAACCUAUAACCAUGCUAAAUUACGUUCUGUGUGUCAAAAAAGCAGAAAUUGGAGAGUAAUUGUAACUAAUGUCCGAUUAUAUGACUUCCAAGGUUAGUUUUAGCGGUGAUGUAGGUCUUUUCUUUUUUAUACAGGUUCCAUAUGGGUUCCAAAUGCAUGAAAUGUACUUUUUUUUUGAACAGCGCGCCAAUUCACCCCGCUGUCAAAGAUGCUCUUCUAUAAGCACGAGUUUUCACUGGAGACUGGACACUAGGACACCAUGUUAAACGGAUAAGUAACGAAGAAAUUCGAUAAAUUCCUACGACAUUAUGACAAUAACUUUCCAAAGAACCUCCCAAAAAUUCAAAAUUUGAAGAAAACAAUACAUUUAAACUGAAUUGGAUCUAAUUCUAGCCGAAUAAUUGAUUUUAGUGUAUAUGCUAUUUCAUUUACGGUGAGCCUGAUUCUGUUUGGCAGUUAAAAGUUUUGUUUACCAAGUUGAGUUUUCGAAAGAAGUCUUCAAAGUUUAUCACAUGGCAUGAGUUUCUUCAAUUGCUAAUAAUGUGCCCAACAACUUUUGUAAAGAUAAAUGUUUUCUCACGAUUAUUAGCCACACCAGGCAGCAUUUGAUACUAUAUUUACUGAAGUUAUUGUUGCUACAAAAGAUGCAAUCCACCGCUGAAAUAAUCAAGAAGUUGGGUCAUGAUAUUGAAGAGAUCAGAGUUCGGGCACUGAAUAACAUUCUCAUGAAAUUAAACUGCCAUGUCCUGACAGUUGAGGAUUUGACCGAAAGUCAUGAAUUGUUCAUAAAACUCAUCAAUUGGUUCAAGUUUCCAGUAUGCACUGAAAAGGAAAAAGUAUUGGAAUUGAUAUUAACUCUAGCAAAGACAGAAACAGGCAGAUUGAAAUUUUUAGAAAUUGAUCCAAGAUUGAAGUUUCUUCGAGACUUUGACAUCACAGCCAGUGAAAGAAAACUCUCAACUCUUAUAUCAAGCAUCAUCUUUGCGUUAGAAUAUACAAGUUACCCUCCAAAUGGGCAAAGCAAAGUACGAAAGCCAAGUCUGCACUCAGCGCCCUCCUCCGGGAGAUCCAGUCAUAGUGAAAAAUACGAGUACCAAUUCAACCAGGGUGCUCCUCAGCUUAGCAAUGAUGAUCCAAAUGAUGUAAAAUUUACCAGUAGCAAGGCGAAUCAGUUUUUCAAUCAAAAAUCCUCUGGCCAUAGUUGUGGAAAUGUAAAACCGCACAAUCACCCUGAUAUGUUGCAUGCAGAUUUUUCCUCCUCCUUUCAUAGAGAUAAGUACUUUCAUACAGGAUGUAGAGAGGAAAUUCAUGUGAACGCUAGUUGCAGAGAUUAUCCUGUACCCCCAAGAAAUAUGAAAUCACAUACUGGUUUUAGAAAUGAAGACUCUCCUCUCAGGAACGAUUUCACUGACGAUAUCUCUACGCAUAAUCUAAGAACUUCAGAGUGUCCUUUCAAUUUUCAAAGUGGAGAGUCCUCCCGUAAAUAUCUUGGAAACGAGCGACCUCAGUCCAACGCUUCUAGGGGUGGAGACCCUGCGGUAACGAAUACUAGAAAUGAAAACCCACCAUCUUAUGAAGCAAAAAAAGAUACCGUCAACCAAAACUAUGGGAACAGUCAAGAAUAUUUAAGUCACGAUUUCAGCCGAGGGGAUCCUGUCUUUCGUGGUUUUGAAGAAAAUAUGAAGCCCAUGAACUACGAUCAACACCACAGACUGUAUCCUGGAUUAGGCGAGUCAGUUUCAACAAACCUAAGGUUUUCUCCGGCCCAAGCGAAGCCCAGUCAACCAAUGAGUCCAGAAAGUCGAAGUAGUAGUUCAGUGCACAGGGAAGAUGUCUCCUCUAAGAAACAAAAAAGUGACCCAGUUAUUUUCUCAGAACCUAGUGCUUCAGUUUCCGAAAGACCCAAUUUAUAUCAGCAGAACAGGGAUGCACGCCUGGAAGCAGAGCCAUUCUCAGCAAGAUCUUCUGGAUCAUCGAAGACUGCAAAAUCAAAAAGCUCAAUAGAAGAAAUUCCCGCACCAAAAAUAGAUAAUGAUUUAUGGAUCGCGAAGGAUAACCUAGGCAAGUUUGAAAGCAAAAGCUCAAGUUGGCGGAGCAGUUCUGCAGCAAAGCCCGGAGAACCAAAAAAUGGAACGUCAAUCGCAGAUCGAGAAUCUCCAUUACCCUAUCAAAGUCCUGAAAGCUUUCAACUGAACGACUUUGAUGCGGAAGUUUUUAAAGUCUGCUCGCCAAAGUGGCAAACCCUAAUCCUCUCAGACUAUCAUGUACUGUCAGCAGUGAGUCAGUCUUUAAAGGAUCCGAGCCUGGUCGACCAUUCUUGUCAUUUUUUCAUGACAGUUUUGAUUCGUGAUUUUCCCGCUCCUGUAUUCAUUCAACACUCGUCAAUUUUAAAGAGUUUAUUGUGGUUGCUUAAAUCUAAAUCCUCAUCAUCAAAAGCUAUCAUUGCCUGUUUGGAUCGAUUGGUUUCAUCAUUUAUACAGUAUUCGAAUUUCACUGACAAUCCUGGAACUGUAUCCACGCAGACAGAAUUUGAUGAUGUGUCGUCUUCUUCUCCAGCCUCAGGAAUCGAAGGAGGUGAUAGGAAUCUUAACCAGCAAGAGGCAGAUAAUGAAGACCUCUGUAACGUAAAAUCAGAGCAGAUCAGUAUACCUCAACUAUGCUCCUUAAUUGCGUUGCAUCUUACCAAUCAUAUCUCGGAGGUUUGCAAUUCCGUACAUUUGUUCCGCUCUGCGUUAAAACUAUUCAUCUCGCAUUUGGUUUGCGAUCCGAAGGAAUUAUGGACAUCAACCAACAUCGUGGCCAUAGAUUGUUGCCAGCAUUUUAACACUUUCAUGGUUGAGAGUGCUGUUGCAUAUAAAACAUGGGCUGGCGACUCUUUCAAGCAGCUGCGAUUGAUAGCGUCAGUCUGCGAGUUUUUAGACAAUCUUGUACCUGUCAGCAUAGCAACGAGGGUAGUCCCAGAACUUCUGCAAGAAAUUCUAUCCCAUGCAAUUUUAGAUCCUAUAUUGCUUUUCCUGUAUCCUAAAUUACAUGGUUUCAUCUGCCAAUAUGGUAACAUUUUUCAGAAGUCAGAAAUUUCAGUCUACAACGAGCUGACAGUUGUCAAGGAAUCUAUGUCAUCCGCAAGCAUAUUUCUGCAAUCAGGUUUAACCAUGCCCAUCUCUGAUGCUCUACAAAAUAUGUCAGCUGCCCUUCUAAGCAUACCUUUCCAUCUCAAAUUUGAAUUAAUCCGCUCAUUUAUUUAUUUCUGCUCCCAAAAAAUCAUUUCUAACAAGGAGGACAUGGAGCUUUCAAUUGAUAUCACUCUAAAAUUGCUAGCAAAUGGUUGCAGUGAUAUUCGGUCGUUCAUGUAUAGCGAGUGUCAUAAAUUGAUUACCUCCAAGUUAGGAGUUGAACAAGCGGUCAAAUCGUCAGAUCCAGUUCCUCACUUGAAAUUCUUGUUGAACUCGGAGGUCAUUUCAGAGAUUGCUCUGUAUGGUGUUUUCGACGAUAUUCCUGAGAUUCAGGAAGAAGCAAAAGAUUUAUUGAUUCAUAUCUUAUCAUGCCGUUUACUGGUUCCAAAAUAUUCUUUCAAAACAGUUCUAUCUGCCAUUGGGCCUGUACUACCUCUUUUGGAAUGUCUUGCAGAGAAAAACACCGAACUCGGCCGUUGCGUUCUUGGGGUGUUGAACCCAGAUUCUUCUCCUCUCUCGCAAUUACAGUUACUCACCGGAAAUUUACGGCUCAUGUUUCGGAAUGAUACCAUUGUUCGUGAAGAGGGAAUUGCGCGAGUCAUGUGGCUGAUGCGCACAACAACUGUAGUCGAACAAGCCUCGGGAAUAUUCAUUGUUGAAAAACCUGCUCACCAGCGACAGAUCUUAACUGGAGUUUAUGAGGCAGGAAGUAUGAUUCGAGUUCUCGAGCUACUAACAGCGCCUUGUGUCGAAGAUAGGCUUCGGCGCUCUGCCUUGAUUCAGUUGAGUGUUAUGACGGAAGACUGGCGACUUCAUGAUAUAUUUCUGGAACAAAAUGGAUUGAAAGCUGUCAUAGACGUUCUUAAAAAUGAGAUUGAGGAACCACGGACCGACUCAGGAAGGGACAUGAUUUUGUCAACAAUCUGUGUUCUGAAGAAUAUAGUGAGACAUAAUACACAUUUACGUUUGGAGCUAUCAACUGAUUUUGAGGUUUAUAAAGCAGCAUUUUUAGGUUUGUUCAAAUAUCACGAUGAGCUGAGGCUGAGAAGGGAUGCCACCGAGCUGUUUGCCCUUUUACUCUUUGCAGAGCAAAUUUUAACACCAACAAUUGCCUGUAUCUCUGUGGUUGACCUAGUCAAACGAUCUGUUAUUUUACCCUUCGAGCUCAAUUCUCAUGCUAAAUCAAGUCCUCAUUCUGAACCUCAGUUAACUGGACUCUUAAGUGAUGAAAACUGUAAAAAGUGCCUGAGUAUUCACUGGCAUAUUGUCAGUUCUAGUGGUAGAAACAUCAACAGUCUCAUCGAGAAUUAUGAUGAUGUCAACAGUGACAGAUUAGUAGUUUCUGAGAAGACCAUGUUUCAACUGCAGUCAGCAUCGCUGCCGUUCAGCAUCACCCAGUUACUCUACGCUAUUCAGAACGCAACUCAUCAUACCACUGUCAUCGAAACAUUGGAUGUCAUUGCCAGAUAUCUAGAAAUGUAUUGGUUGAUUACUGCAGAAGAGCUGAACGAAAUUCCACUCAGAGCCUCCGUAGAAAGAUUUUUAUCCUCACCACCGUCAAAUGCCAUGGAUCAGGAACUACUCGUAAUUGUACUGAAAUUCAUCGCAGAGCACUCUCUCAUACUCAGACACCAUCUUACAUGGCUCCCUAGUCUUUUGUGCGAUGAAAGGAAUGCUUUAUCAAAACUUGUGGUAUCUCACAUUGGCAAUGAUAGUACUCUCACAAAGUGGAAAGAAAUAUGCAUAGAAGUAUUCCAUUUGAGCAGGAAGUGUGUGCAGCUAUUCAGGUCGGAAAAUUGGACUCACAUCACCAACAAUAUUGAAAAGUGCCUUAGAUUCAGCCACACACAGCAUUUCUACAACCUAGCAUUUCUGGAUGCGUUGCUAUCCUGUUUUGUAGAGAUCACCAUAGCAUCUCCAUCGCAACCAAUUGAUUCCACCGAACUUUGGGAGCUUAUAUCCGCGUUCCACUGCAGCAAUCCUCAAUCAUUCAUGGGGCUCAGCGUCACAAGGAACACUUUGAUCCUCCUCAAUCAUCUUUUUCACUGUGCGGUGCGGUGUAAAAGAUGGGAGGAUGUUUGGCUUGUCGAGAGCCGUAUGAUCUGGUUCCCGCUGCUCUUCGCAAGCCGUGACGUAAUUGUACGGGCUUCAGCUUUCCAGUUGGCCAGCGGUCUGACAAGCUCAAGAGCGGGUGCCGAAUUUAUGUUGACUGCAGUUGAUGGUCUUUGGAGCACGUCUUUAGGUGUUCUUAUGAAUCAUCGAGAAGCGAGUGUUGUAAGAGAGAAUGCAGGCAUGAUCUGCUCCAACAUCAUAAGCCAUGGAACCAAAGAAUUAAUGGUAGACCGGUGUAAAGAAAUAGGACUCUUUGAAUAUUUUUCUGUUAUUGUCGCUCAGUUAAGGAUAUCACCUCUCAUGGACUCAACGCAAGAAGGAUCUCCAACAACAAAUGAAGACUAUGCACCAACCACGCCAGAUUUACUGAAAGUCUGUUGCCUCCUCCUAAUGAAUUUAUGUUGUUUAAAGGAAACUACUUUGAGAGACGCCUAUCAAGAUGGAUUUACAGUUUCUUUGUUUAGAUUUUUAAGUUCUUUUCAAGUGCCAAAUAAUUUAUCGCGGGAUGUUGUAACUAUGUUAACUGCCAUGUGUUCGUUACUAGCUCAUACAAUGAACAAAGUUGAAAAUAUUCUUGUGCCCAACUGUUCCGUUGCCAUUUUGCCUCUGUUGAAUACUGAUUUGUUUGGCGAGAAUUUAACGCUAGAGCGCGAUGCCUUGUGGGGUGAAUUGUGGUUUUUUAUAUCUACAAUUCCAUCAUCGUCCAGCACACUAGUCAAUUUAAAUCCUCCUGCAAUUUCAGCAUUGUUAUAUUCCCUCUCCAGCUCCAACCGGACUCUACAAAUGAAUGCAUUGGUCGCCGUUAGAGCUUUGUCUCCAAGUUUCAAUAGAGAUACAGCAAAUGAGUUAACUGUUUCGUUAUUAGUUCAUUGGGAUGUAUUUUCAAGUGGGAGCAAGCGAUUGGCUUUGUAUUCAGCAUUAGGUCAACUGUUCAUGGACUGGGGCGAAACAUCAGUGUGUGCUUUGAAACAUGAUUUUGGAAACCUUGUUUUGUUUAGAUUGAAAAAAAUUCACGUUGAUCUCAGUGUGGCUGCUCCAGACAUCCUCCGAUCGAAAAAAAAUCAUCCUACUUUAACUCACCUGAUUGAUCUUCUAGGCUUAUUGAGCAACUUCUUAGCUAGCAGUGAAUUAGUAAAAAAUAGCAUGGCAGAGAAUGGUCUUGCAGCUGUCUUUCACAAUUUAUGGGUAUGGUGCUCUUUGAACUCAAACCUUUUCCAAAGGUAUUUAGAAGUUCUGUGCACUUUUACUGCAGAUUCACCUGACGCCUGCCAUUCAUUUGUCUCUAGCACCAUAAUCUGUGGCAAGACACCACGAUCUCCAUCUUUGCUUCAUGCUUUGAUAUCUUAUGUCAUCAGUGAAGAGAGCUUUUCAGUCAUGUUUCAAGCAGCCCUGACAGUCCUAAGCCACUGCUGUCAGUCAAAGCAGUGCAGGCUAAUUAUUUCUAAGAAUCAAGUUACAUCUUCUAUCACCAAGAUAGCCGGGAAAAAGAAACUUAACGAAGACUUCGACUCUCACUGGUUAAGAUUUUUUUGUUGCUUUUCUAGUUUCUAUGAAGGUCAAAUCAGCUUGAUCCAAUUACCAAACUUUUUUGAAUCAAUAGUGACCCUCGCCAAUCACUCGAAGCAGUCAAUUAGAACUUUAGCCCUCAAUGUUCUGAUGAACUUAGCAUUUUGCCAUCCUAACCAGUCAAAAAUAGUUUCUGAUGACAAAGUUCUACUCAUGCUCUCAGGAAAGCUAGAUAGAGUUACAAAUUUGUCAAAGAUUGAACUUAAGUACAUAGCAGCGACUACUUGGGUUCUUGCCGCAAAUUGUCAAAAAGCAAAACUGUCAAUGAAGCGAGUUGCGCUUCACAGUAAGUUGCAAGCUGCUGCUGGUUUGGUUGUAGAUGAUGACAUCAUCAAAUUGUUAGAAAAAAUUGCCGCGCUAUUCCUUACAUAGUACUCAAUGAGUUCCGUGAUUUAGCACUGUUCAAGUGAUCCCACGGUUCUCUUGUCAAUACUUUUUUGUCAAUGAAGCUCAAUUGUAUUUUAAGAUUUAUGUCCCUUCUAAUCAACAAUAAGACUGAUGUUUUACAUUCAUUUCUUUGACCGCACUAUGUUUUUGCCUUAUUAUCUGUGGAGAUGCCUUGUCGGUUAAAUUUUUUAUGUUUUAGCUAUGUUUCUUUUUAUCUUGUACGAUUUUAUUACUGACCACGUAUAAUUCCCAGGAGGAGAAAGUAUUUCUCUCUGUUUUCUUUUAGAACUAUUUUUAUCGUAAAUAUUGUGAAACUGGUUUCCAAAGAGCACAGCUUCUCUUGCAAAACAUAUCACUACCUUUUAAUUGUAAAAAUUUGAUUUGCAUUUUUUUAAAAUUAACAUUGCCUUAUCGUUGUUCACAUGUUAUUAUCAGAGAGCGGAAGGAAAAGUCGUAGAGCGAGGCUGAAUCUACAGCAAUUUUCUUUGUUAGAUACCUUGUGUCAAAAUUCGUGUUAAAGUUUUUAAAGAGGCCAGAACAUUUUCACUU
Messenger RNA from Bemisia tabaci, 8235 nucleotides. RefSeq names its product rotatin homolog anastral spindle 3 (gene ana3). Gene Ontology annotation, cellular component: centriole; ciliary basal body; centrosome. NCBI's taxonomy places the organism in Eukaryota, Metazoa, Arthropoda, Insecta, Hemiptera, Aleyrodidae. The record is from RefSeq and is a predicted model, not a curated record. Gene Ontology annotation, biological process: ciliary basal body organization; centriole-centriole cohesion; centriole replication.